Messenger RNA from Bufo bufo (common toad), 1392 nucleotides. It is a transcript of the gene CHGA, whose product is annotated as chromogranin A. Gene Ontology annotation, biological process: defense response to bacterium; negative regulation of catecholamine secretion; negative regulation of insulin secretion. The transcript is spliced from 10 exons. Gene Ontology annotation, cellular component: chromaffin granule. NCBI's taxonomy places the organism in Eukaryota, Metazoa, Chordata, Amphibia, Anura, Bufonidae. The record is from RefSeq and is a predicted model, not a curated record. The coding region runs from base 163 to 1377 and encodes 404 amino acids.
UUAAAUUAAACUAAAAGGAGCAAAACCAUCAGUGAGAAUAAGAAGAUUACAAGGAACCUGGGCCGUCGCUGCUUUUAGAUCAGUCACGCGCUUUGUCUGACCCCAGAUCCUGGCACCCAAUUAUGGACCAGGAACAAAAGGAUAUAACACCCAUCAUCACCCAUGAGUGCAUCCUGCCGUCACCAGCUGACAAUGCUCUAUAUUGGGGUGUUGACUGUAGCCCUGUGUACAGUGCAAGUAAUCUCCUUUCCAACCUCCGGCCGGGAUGCAGGAGAUGAUAAGGUGCUGAAAUGCAUUGUGGAUGUAAUUUCCGGUACUCUGACCAAACCCAACCCUGUACCCGCCAGUCAGGACUGUUUGGAGACCCUUCGAGGAGAUGAAAGGAUCAUCUCCAUCUUGCGGCACCAGAACCUCCUGAAGGAGCUCCAGGAGCUCGCGGCUCAAGGAGCGAUGGAGAGACUCCAGAAGCAGAAGAAAAAUGACGGCUUUGGGGAGCUGCUAUCCGGCAUCCUUGACAAGCAGAGCAAUAAGCCCCUUCCCUCCGAUUCUAAAGAUCCUCUUCUCGGAAACUCUCCAGAAAGAGAUGACGUGAAGAGACAGUCCGGGGAAGAAGAGAGGAAAAGGAGCUCCGAGCGCCCAGAGGCCGACGAGAGCAUGGAGGAACUGGAGAGCAAUGAGAUCAGCAAGAGGGAAGAGACCUCAGAGGAGGAAGAGACCGACAACCGCAUCACAGACGAGAUCAACGAAAUGGAGCUCCCCAAAGACAACCAAGAAGAUGCCGAGGAGAAGGAGCCAAUGACCAAGAAGGAUGAAGACACGGAAGAUGCCGAGAAGGAAAGCCACAAGCAAGACAGCAACGAGACACACAACGAGAAGGAUGACACCCAGCGGGAGGACAACUCCAUGAGGAUUCCUGAAGAUUUCACUAAAGACUCUACAUCCGAAUCUGAGAACAGCAAGGAAACCAAGCAGGACGUGGACAUCAUUGACUGCACCGAGGAGAACCCCGGGAAGGAGGACGACACCUCCUCAAAAGGCCUUGAAGACUCUAAACGAUGGAACAAGAUGGACGAACUUGCCAAAGAACUCAGGGCUAAGAAGUGUGCACCAAGAAGCAGCGAGGACGACCCCGACCAGUCCAAGAAGAUCCCCCCCAAGGAACCCAAGUAUGAUCCAAGCAGCCAGGAGGCCGAGGACAGACAACAAUGGCAGAGAUCCAGAGAAGACGGCAACGAAACCGAAGCCCCCAUCUUAAAGAGGGAAGAAGAGGGCAGCGCCAACAGGAAGACCGAGGACCAAGAACUGGAGAGUUUGGCAGCCAUCGAGGCAGAACUGGAAAAUGUUGCCCACAAGCUCCAUGAUCUGAGGAGGGGAUGAAAACCAACUUGAAGA